GCAGCUCAGAACGGUAACAUUAAACUGGUACGAGUUCUUCUCGAUGCCGGUGUAGAUGUUAAUGCCUCAGCGGCGAAUACUGCUGGGGUGACAGCGCUUCAGGCCGCUGCUAUUCAUGGCUACAUUAGACUUGUUACAAUACUUCUCGAUGCCGGUGCUAAUGUAAAUGGCAUUAGAGCUUCAAAGGAUGGAAGAACCGCUUUGGAAGGAGCUGCUGAACACGGC
Messenger RNA from Mytilinidion resinicola, 225 nucleotides. RefSeq lists its product as uncharacterized. The transcript has a single exon. The annotation marks the transcript as partial. Lineage: Eukaryota; Fungi; Ascomycota; Dothideomycetes; Mytilinidiales; Mytilinidiaceae. The record is from RefSeq and is a predicted model, not a curated record. Gene Ontology annotation, molecular function: protein binding.